Messenger RNA from Ictalurus punctatus (channel catfish), 2266 nucleotides. It is a transcript of the gene xkr9, whose product is annotated as XK, Kell blood group complex subunit-related family, member 9. Bases 253 to 1362 code for a protein of 369 amino acids. Gene Ontology annotation, cellular component: plasma membrane. Lineage: Eukaryota; Metazoa; Chordata; Actinopteri; Siluriformes; Ictaluridae. The record is from RefSeq and is a predicted model, not a curated record. The transcript is spliced from 4 exons. Gene Ontology annotation, biological process: phosphatidylserine exposure on apoptotic cell surface; engulfment of apoptotic cell; apoptotic process involved in development.
UGUGAAUAUUACGUCACGUUGUAAUUUUCACACAGAGACAAAGUAGGGAGUGGUGAUCUCGGCUUAUGAGAACACACUGACUUUAAAUGAAACUGACAUCCACUUUGGAAUGGAGGAAGUAGCAGCAGUGUGUGAGCUCCUGUGAGAUUAUGAAGGUUAAAAUGGAUUCUCAGUCUGGACAUCCUGCUAGAACAAAAUGACGGAACCACACAAACGUGGAUGUACACCUAGCUUGUCUCUGAUAUCAAAGCGAUGGCGUUUUCUAGAUUCCGGUGGAUCUGCACUUUUAUUGGACUGAUCUUCUCCGUGGUGGAUAUAGCAUCUGAUUUCUUGCUGAGCUUGCAGUAUUUCAGGGAAGGACACUACACCUGGUUUGCUCUGACACUCUCGUUUAUUCUCAUCGGAUCUCUGUGCACACAGAUUUUCAGCUACUCUUGGUUUAGAGAUGAUUGUAACGGCGAGGAGGAGACAAAUAUGCAAACGACUCAUAUGGGCUUGCUCCAUCUCUUACACCUGGGCUUCUUCACCAGGUACUGCGACCUGCUGAAGAGGAGCUUUGGUUGUGUAUGGAGGGCGGACUCCGGGUCAAGUAAUGCGCGGGAGCUGUUUGGGUUGGCGGCUGAUCUCAGCAUGCUGCGGCUGAUGGAGACAUUUGUGGAGAGCGUUCCUCAGCUCCUCCUACAGACAUGCAUCAUGCUGCAGCACCAACGCACCUCCAAACUACAGUAUCUUAGCAUGGUCGUGUCCUUCCUAAAUGUAGCCUGGAGCACAGUGGAUUACUGGCGCUGUUUACGCAGAUCGCUCCCAAACAACACAGAAAUGUCACGUGGAACUCCUACAGUCAUCUACCUGCUUUAUAAACUCUUAACAAUCACCGCCCGCAUUCUGAGCCUCACAAUGUUCAUCAUGCUGACCCCCUGGAGUAUCCUGAUGUUAUUUUUCAUCUGGCUAUCAGUGACAGUGUGGGCUCACAUAGUAAAAACUGAUUUCUGCACGUCGCUGUGUUUGGAGGAGCUUUAUCGCAGCGUCGUCGGUGUCAUUCUUGUCUUCACCUUUUUCAACAUAAAAGGAAAGAAAACCAAAACAGAGAUGAGCAUAUAUUAUGUGAUGAGCAUACUGCAUAACUUUUCAGCUCCCGGUUUCUUGUACCUGUUCAUACCGGUGAUUGCAGAAUCAGAAUUCUUUUUACCAGUUACAGUUUUCAUAUUAAUUUCUAAUACAUUGGGACUGGUAUUCCUGAUCCUGUAUUACAGUGCUUUCCAUCCACGGAAUCAAGACGAGUCAGAUGUAGUGGAUGGAAUGGUCAUGAGGAACACAAAUAGCUCCUCCACAAGUCGUUCAGACAGAUUUUUAAGACUUUAACACAUUGCAGUCUGUGGAUUGAGGACAAUGUUUAAAGCAUCAGGGACACAACAUUUUUAUUUUUUAUAAGGUGAAUGUUUGUACUCUAUGCAAAAAGACUCAGUAACGUUCAGACUUCCCAGUGUGUACAAACUCUUAACCAGAAGUACUCUCCUUGUCCUGUAAAGCGGCUGGAGUUCCACACAGAGAGCUUUUAUGAAAACUGCACAUCCCCCCUUAAACUGUGUGUUUUUAAAAAAUUUUUUUUUAUAUGUGUUCAAGUCUAGUGAGCAGAGCUAAUCUAGUGAAAACUAGAGCAAAGAUAGCAAGUGAAAGCUAACCUAGCAAGUAAGAGCAAACCUAGCAGGUGAAUGCUAACCUAGCAAAUAAGAGCAAACCAAGCAGGUGAAUGCUAACCUAGCAUGUGAAAGCUAACCUAGCAAGUAAGAGCAAACCUAGCAGGUGAAUGCUAACCUAGCAAGUGAAAGCUAACUUAGCAAGUAAGAGCAAACCUAGCAGGUGAAAGCUAACCUAGCAAGUAAGAGCAAACCUAGCAGGUGAAUGCUAACCUAGCAAGUGAAAGCUAACUUAGCAAGUAAGAGCAAACCUAGCAAGUGAAAGCAAAGUUAGUAUGCAAACGUGAACUAGUGAGCAAAAUCUACCUCUGCAAUUAAAGCUAACCUAGGAAGCAAAAGCUAACCCUGUUAGUGAAAACUAACCUCUUGAAUGCUGAUACAUAAUAGAGGGUUGGUUUGAGUGUUGCUAAAGACCAGCACCUGUAGGGAGGAAUCAAGCUGUACAUCAUCAUCAUCAUCAUCAGGAGAGAAAAUAAAACUGUCAUUCCACUAAUGCAUCAUUUAAAAGCAUUUUUUAAAAUGAUUAUUUAUGUGUGUGUGUGUGUGUGUGUGUGUGUGUGUGUGUGUGU